AUGUUGAAUAUAGGAGACGAGAACGAAGAUGUGGGAGUGGCCGCUAUCGUUGGAGAGGGAGUGGAAGAAUUCCGGCUUCCAGAGCGUCUCGAGAUGUUGUUAGAGUCUGAGAAGUCGCCAACAUUCUUCCAGCAGCUGGAGAAGUACGCCUGGAACCCAAGGGACUGUUCCAGGAACAUCUACUUCAAGGAGGAGUUUCCGCUUACAUGCUUCAGGUCAAAAUCUACCGGAGCAGCCGACGCCGUGAGGGGAAGAGUUGGGUUCAGCCAGGGAAUCCAUAUGUGGGCAAUUCACUGGCCAGCUCAACUCCGUGGCUUGCACCCUAUGUCUAUCGUGGGAAGUGACGACCAGUCCUGGGGUUGGAACUUAAGUACCCUGAGACUGCGUCACGACUGCAGCAGCAUAGAGAGUGCCGACUAUCCAGCUGCAAUGCCUUAUGAUGAUUUUGAGGUGCCCGACACAUUUGGUGUUGUUCUGGACAUGUAUAAGGGAACACUGGGUUUCCUCAUCCUCGUAGGUAACAAAAGAUGUUACUUGGGAGAUGCCUUCACUGGGCUACGUGGGAAGGUGCUAUUUCCCAUCAUCAGCACCAGUUCAGUGCCCUGCCAGGUCACUAUCACUUACAACGGCGGCUUGGACAACGGCGGAAAGCUGAACCCCGCUCAUUGA
Messenger RNA from Homalodisca vitripennis (glassy-winged sharpshooter), 669 nucleotides. Its product is annotated as protein gustavus-like. Gene Ontology annotation, cellular component: SCF ubiquitin ligase complex. NCBI's taxonomy places the organism in Eukaryota, Metazoa, Arthropoda, Insecta, Hemiptera, Cicadellidae. Gene Ontology annotation, molecular function: protein binding. The record is from RefSeq and is a predicted model, not a curated record. The coding region runs from base 1 to 669 and encodes 222 amino acids. The transcript is spliced from 5 exons. Gene Ontology annotation, biological process: proteasome-mediated ubiquitin-dependent protein catabolic process.